AGUAAUAAAAGAUUCCGGCAGAGAGCUGUGGGUUCUGCCCUUGCUGGCUUUCCUGAGUGGAAGGCAACCCUCUUCCCUCAGUAAUGGUGAAGUAAGACGAGCAUUGUCCAGGUCUGCAAGCUUGCCAAGCACUAGAAACCCAAGCAAGGACUCAUCAUGCCAAUGAAACCUGUGGGGUGGAUAUGCGGGCAGGUGUUGAAGAACUGUUCUGGAAAAAUUGAGGGGAUCCAGAAAGCAAUCAUGGACCUUGUAGAUGAGUUUAAAGAUGACUUCCCGACCAUCCUGAGAUUAUCACAGUCUCAUCAGAAAAGAGAACCUGUGCAGAAAACUUCCAAAAUCAGGAUGGCUCUUGCUUUAGCCAAGAUGGAUCGCAGAACAUUACUUCGAGGACUAAGCAGCGUAUCUAGAUCCUCCAAGUCAGUGGCCAGACUUCUGCAGCCUCGGCUUGCUUGGAGACUCUUAGAACUGAGAGACCUGUCCCGUCGUCUGCUGAGAGAAGUGAACGCGCCAAGGCAACCCCUGUACAACAUCCAGAUCAGAAAGGGUUCUUUGUUUGAAAUCAUUUCCUUUCCAGCAAAGACUGCCUUAACUAGCAUAAUAUAUGCUUCCUAUGCAGCACUAAUUUAUUUGGCAGUCUGUGUUAAUGCUGUGCUACAGAAGGUAAGGAACAUUUUUCAAGAAGAGGAAUCCAUAAGGCAAAACAGUGAGGAGAGUGAACACUUUAGGAAAGCCUCUUCGGAGCCUGUGCUUUCGGAGUCCAUGUUUUCUGAAGGUGAAAUCAAAGCAAAACCAUGCAGGUCAUUGCCAGAGAAGCCAGACAUUUUGGAUCACCCCAAGCUUCCUGCUAAUCAGCAGAGUAAUAAGAUCCAGGUUUUACAUUCUGUGUUUGACCAAUCAACUGAAAUGAAUGAGCAAAUCUGAACACAGAUGUCACUGGAAAAGGCUUAAAAGUUACCCAUCUAUGGCACACUUCCUCUGACAAAACUAGGAGACUAGUCUACAUAUACUGAAUUGCUCUUGUAGGGAAAGGGACCACUACAAAAAUGUCAGUCUCUAGUGUUUAUGUGGUAGAGAAAAUAAAAUUAAUCCUAAUGUAGGAUA
This is a messenger RNA of Carlito syrichta (Philippine tarsier), 1101 nucleotides long. It is a transcript of the gene SPATA9, whose product is annotated as spermatogenesis associated 9. The record is from RefSeq and is a predicted model, not a curated record. The coding region runs from base 157 to 921 and encodes 254 amino acids. NCBI's taxonomy places the organism in Eukaryota, Metazoa, Chordata, Mammalia, Primates, Tarsiidae. The transcript has 5 exons.